Drosophila elegans is the source of this 415-nucleotide messenger RNA. RefSeq names its product U6 snRNA-associated Sm-like protein LSm5. Gene Ontology annotation, molecular function: RNA binding. Gene Ontology annotation, biological process: mRNA splicing, via spliceosome. Bases 95 to 370 code for a protein of 91 amino acids. The transcript has 3 exons. The record is from RefSeq and is a predicted model, not a curated record. NCBI's taxonomy places the organism in Eukaryota, Metazoa, Arthropoda, Insecta, Diptera, Drosophilidae. Gene Ontology annotation, cellular component: U6 snRNP; U4/U6 x U5 tri-snRNP complex; Lsm1-7-Pat1 complex.
CGACAGAGUUCCGCAUUGUUUACCUCGCUGGCUAUAACACCUUAGCUAAACUCCAAUUAUUGUAAUAAAAAUAGUAAACAAAUCUAUUUGAAACAUGACUGCUGUACCGCCCCCUUCUAACAUCUCCACACUGAUGCCCCUGGAAUUGGUGGACAAAUGCAUUGGCUCCCGCAUCCACAUAAUCAUGAAGAACGACAAGGAGAUGGUGGGCACCCUCCUGGGAUUCGAUGACUUCGUGAACAUGCUCCUGGACGAUGUUACGGAAUACGAGAAUACGCCCGAUGGCCGCCGCAUCACCAAACUGGAUCAGAUUCUGCUCAAUGGCAACAACAUUACAAUGCUGGUGCCUGGUGGCGAAUUGGCGGAGUAGCAAGGUUCCAUUUGUAAACAUAAAUACAAUUGUAAAAUAUCAAAA